UUCCGACUCGUGUUCGCGUACGACGUGCCUCGAGGAGUAACUCAGAACACUUCAAUUUUCUUUUGUCUGCCAAAGAUUUCAAGAAUUGGCGAACGUUAAAAAGUUUUGGAAUGAUUGUAACUGAUUUAUCAUUGCUCUAAAAUUUAUGAACAAAAGGAAGAAGGAGGUGUCUUAUUAGCAAAGAAAAGUGCAUCGAUGCGUUUCUUAGUAGGAGGCUUGUUAUGCCAGAGAAGACCGGAGAUUCGUUUGAGCGGCGCGUGCAUGCGUUAUGGCGUUUGCAAAAAAAGCAAUAUGGUUGACCAAGCUGUUUUGGAUAAACUAGAGACCGGCUUCAGCAAAUUGUCUAGCUCAGAUAGCAAAUCAUUGCUGAAGAAGUAUUUGUCCAAGGAUGUCUUUGAUCAACUAAAAACGAAGAAAACCUCCUUCGAUUCUACUCUUCUAGAUUGUAUCCAAUCUGGUAUAGAGAAUUUGGAUUCUGGCGUUGGCAUUUACGCCCCUGAUGCUGAGGCUUACACACUUUUUGCUGACCUCUUCGACCCCAUUAUUGAAGAUUAUCAUGGUGGUUUCAAGAAGACUGACAAGCAUCCACCAAAAGAUUUUGGAGACGUUGAUUCUCUUGGCAACCUUGAUCCAGCUAAUGAAUUCAUCGUUUCCACUCGUGUAAGAUGCGGUCGCUCCUUAGAAGGUUAUCCGUUCAAUCCUUGCUUGACCGAGGCUCAGUACAAAGAGAUGGAAGAAAAAGUCUCCAGCACUCUGUCAGGUUUAGAGGGUGAACUGAAGGGGACUUUCUAUCCUUUAACCGGCAUGAGCAAAGAAACUCAACAAAAAUUGAUCGACGAUCACUUCCUGUUUAAAGAGGGUGAUCGCUUUUUGCAAGCUGCCAAUGCUUGCCGCUUCUGGCCCACUGGCCGUGGUAUUUACCACAACGAUGAUAAGACCUUCUUGGUCUGGUGCAACGAGGAAGAUCAUCUUCGUAUUAUUUCCAUGCAGAUGGGCGGUGACCUUGGACAGGUUUAUCGUCGUUUGGUACAUGCUGUAAAUGAAAUCGAGAAACGGCUUCCUUUCUCACACAAUGAUCGUCUCGGUUUCCUGACUUUCUGCCCGACUAACUUGGGCACUACAGUCCGUGCUUCUGUGCACAUCAAGCUGCCUAAAUUAGCCGCCAACAGGGCAAAACUUGAGGAAAUCGCAGGGAAAUUCAAUCUCCAGGUCCGUGGUACUCGCGGGGAGCACACCGAGGCUGAAGGGGGCAUCUAUGAUAUUUCUAAUAAACGGCGUCUUGGUCUGACCGAGUAUCAGGCUGUGAAGGAGAUGCACGAUGGAAUCGCCGAGUUGAUUAAACUCGAAAAGGAACUUUAAAUAACGCGCCAGAGACAAAGCAAUCACGCGAUCAUUUCCCUUUAUUCGUCCUUUAGACGUUCUUGAUACAUCGAGGAUCCUUUCUUUGAAAAAAAAGACAAGAGAUAAAGAUCUUCAAUUAUCACAUCAUUUUUGUAAAAACUUUGAAACAAGCGAUUGAGAAGUAUUCGAAAAAAAAAAAAAAAAAAUGUAAAGUAUUAUAAUUCGUUUCUAAAGAGUGAGAAAAAAUAAAAGAAUUGUGAAAUUCGUUCUGAAAAAUAAACAAAAAAAAAAAAAAAAACAAUUUCUAAAGAGAAACAAUGGGGCAUUUUUUGAAUUAGCCAUUUUGUUCACGUGAAAUAAAAAAUGAUAGACAAUUUUUUGUCUUCUAAUUUUAAAUAAAUCCUAAUCCUCGAUGUGCUAAGAUCUCUUCAACGCAGCUACAAGCGCGUACUUCUUAGAGUUCUAAAAAGGAGUCGAUGAAAGCUUGGUUCACGAUGAGAUAAUUCCUACAAAGGUUUAGUUCGUCUAGUCGAAACCAAAAAAAAAAAGAAAAAAAAGAAAAAAAAAAUUAAAAAGACAUAAAGCAUUCUGAAUUUUGAAAGAUAAUCUAGGAUUGUUGUCGUGAAUGAUAAGCUUUGCGCGUCUCCAAGGUAUCCAUCUUUUCUUUACACACGCGUUAUGAUUAUUAUUAUUAUUACUACUACUAUUACUAUUACUAUUAUUAUUAUUAUUAUUAUAUUAAUUAAUAUUAUUACUACUAUUAUUAAUAUUAUUACCAUUAUUAUUAUGUCUCUUACGUUGAAUCAAGUUCCUUUUUAUCAGUCCAUAUGAACAAAAUGAGAAAGAGAAGAGCAACUUGUAUUAUAUGUUACGUAUAAUACGCAUUAUUAUAUUUUCAAAAGUAUUUUACUUUUGUUUCAUCCUAUUUUUUUUUUAAAAACAUGUAAUCCAGCAUGUAGAAAAAAUACACGCAGUAUUCUUUCAUUUUCUCUUUCAUUUUUUUAUUCUUUUUAUCUGUAACCUUCUUUUGUUUUUGUUUUUGUUUUGUUUUUUUUUUUUUUUGCCGUAUUAUUUACCGGGAAUAUCCUUAUAUCUACACGUGUUAUUUCGUAUAAAAAUUCUUCAACAUUUGUAAUAACGAAAAAAGGCAAAGAUGAAUUAAUCAUUAUUUAUAAAAAUUUGCAUUGAUCGAACGGAUCGCGAUGCUUUCCGUUUAAUCCACGUUGAGGAUGUUUUGAAUUUUGUACGAUUGCCUCGCAGAAAGAAGUCGUUUUCAAUUCUAUCUUAAUUUUUUUACAGUCAUGAACAGAUGUUUUUGUUCAUGUCAAAAUAAGUCAAAGUAUCAUUUAAUAAUAAUAUAGAAAACGAGUUUAUAUGAAUCAAAAAGGCAAAAAUCAUUUUUCAAAGAAUAUUUCUAUCAGUGUUUAAUUAUAUUAUUCAAUAUUUGAAUUGUUAUCAUCUUGAUAUUCUUCAAAACUUUCAUGGAAAGGUUGAUUUAAUUGACUAUAUUAUCUUUUGGAAAUGAGGUUAUAUUCUGAAGGAAUUCUUGCUAAGUAAAAUAAUAUAUAAAUUUUAUUAUGUUUCUAAAUAAAUAUUAUGAAAUUUAGUGAUAAUAAUUUUUAAAUAUUCAAAACUAUAACAAAGAAUUUUUUCAGUCUUUCAUUUUGAAAUCUAAAUCUAGUUUACAAAUCCGGUCUUUGAUGUGUUAAAAAAAGAAUGCAACAAGUGCAAUGUCUGCAACAUCCCGGCAGCAGUAUUCUAACGUAUGUAGGAAAGGAUGUUACACGCAUGUUGUUUUUCCAUUCUCGUUUUUUACCAAAACCAAGAACAUCUGCGACGAAUAUAGCAUACUAAAUGCUGCAGCUGAGGCAGUAACAGUUUCACUAUCAGAUGUAUGAAAAUGUGAGUUUAAAAACACGAAUAAAAAGACAUACAUAAUAA
Molecule: messenger RNA, 3282 nt
Organism: Apis mellifera (honey bee)
Lineage: Eukaryota; Metazoa; Arthropoda; Insecta; Hymenoptera; Apidae
Gene: Argk1
Product: arginine kinase
Exons: 5
Coding region: 196-1359 (387 amino acids)
Biological process (GO): phosphocreatine biosynthetic process
Molecular function (GO): creatine kinase activity
Source: RefSeq, a predicted model, not a curated record